This is a messenger RNA of Sphaerodactylus townsendi, 2647 nucleotides long. RefSeq names its product DEAD-box helicase 51 (gene DDX51). Gene Ontology annotation, molecular function: nucleic acid binding; ATP binding. Gene Ontology annotation, cellular component: nucleus. The transcript is spliced from 16 exons. The record is from RefSeq and is a predicted model, not a curated record. NCBI's taxonomy places the organism in Eukaryota, Metazoa, Chordata, Lepidosauria, Squamata, Sphaerodactylidae. Bases 138 to 2195 code for a protein of 685 amino acids.
CUUCGUGCCAGCAGAGGAAACGGCCUUUAAGAUUGGGACUCAAGCUGCCGCGAGUUUUAAAUCCUAAAUUCGAGCUGGCGCGCAAUUCUGUCGUCAUCACUAAACGCCAACCACGGAAGUAGCUGAUACGGCCUGUGAUGGCGCUGUUCCUCGUCAACAGGUACACUGGUGAUGAAGAGAGUGAGCCAGAAGACCAGUCACAGGUGCUCUUGAAGCAGCUCCAGGAACGGGCAAGAGCACGUCAGCUGCAAAAACAGAAACAGGGUCGGCCAAUUUCUGCAGAGCUAACAAGGCCGGAUAAUGAAAUAUCUAGCAUUAACCCUGAGGAAGAAUUAAAGCAGGAGACCAAGAAGAGAAAGAGGAGAUCUAGUGAUGGAUCUCCUUGCACACAAGACCAGAGAAAGCAAAAUAGGCAGCUACAAGCUGGCAAGAAGAAAAGUCCACCUGAGGAAAAUGGUUUGAGUAAAAGCAGAACCCCAAAGAGCAGAGAAAAGUCCAAAAGGCCACCAAAAAGAACUGAAGCAGGAAGGAAUAGCAGCUUGGAGAGUCAUCUGGACAGUGGCUGUACAGCGGCAGGAGAAAAAGGGGAUACACUUGGAGAGACAGACAGCCAAAGAAGAGAGGAACAGAAGACAUUGAGUCAGAGACAAGUUGUUCCAUCUUCUCACAUGAUUGUCCUUGGCACUUCUGAUCAAAAGGCUGUACAGAAGGUACAACCUUUUUUGCCACAAUGGCUUGCUCAGCCCAAGCUAGUCCAGAAGAGGAUCAAAGACAACCUUGUCCCACUUCAGAACAUUCCAGAAAUCCACCCUAAAUUGAGGAAGAAACUGCAAGCAAAUGCAAUAGAAUCUUUGUUUCCAGUUCAGGCAGAGGUGAUUCCAGCCAUUUUGGAGAGCACAUCUGGUGGGUUUUUGACCUCAAGGCAUGGUUACCAGCCGAGUGAUAUUUGUGUCUCAGCCCCUACAGGCAGUGGUAAAACACUGGCCUUUGUCAUCCCUGUGGUACAGGCCCUGUUAGAACGAGUUGUUUGCCAGGUGCGAGUCUUGGCAGUUUUGCCCACCAAAGAACUAGCACAGCAGGUGAGUAAAGUGUUCAACAUUUACACUGAUGGAACGGGACUGAGAGUCGUCCAACUGACUGGGCAGAAGUCUUUUGUGAAGGAGCAAGAGUCUCUUGUUGAGAAAACGCUCACUGGAUUCCGCAGUCUGGCAGACAUUGUUGUAGCCACCCCUGGGCGCCUGGUGGACCAUCUUCAGCAAAGUCCUCAGUUCAGCUUGAGAGAACUUCGUUUCCUGAUCAUUGAUGAAGCCGACCGCAUGAUUGACAGCAUGAACCAGGACUGGCUGUCCCAGGUUGUGAAGGCUGUGUAUGGACCUGAUGAAGGCACAGGACCCGGUCGGCUGUUCAGGAGGGCACCACAGGAACCCAUCACAGCAGCCAGAGCCUUCUUCCCCCAGAUCCCUUUGCAAAAACUCCUUUUCUCAGCCACACUGAGCCGGGAUCCAGAGAAGCUGCAGCAAUUGGGCCUCUAUAAGCCCCGCCUCUUUACUUCUGUCUAUGCCAAAGCACAGCCUGAUGGUACCGAGAUGCAGCAGGAGAUGGAGAAGAAAUACACCCUCCCCGAGGGGCUCUCGCAAUAUUACGUGCCCUGCAACCUGCGAUCCAAACCGCUGCUCCUUCUGCAUUUUCUGUUGAGGAUGAAAUUCAGCCGAGUUCUGUGUUUCACUAACAGUAAAGAAACUUCCCACAGGUUGUUCCUUUUAAUUCGAGCCUUUGGCGGAGUGAAAGUGGCAGAGUUCUCUUCCCGUCUGAGUCCAGGAGAGAGAAAAAGGGCCUUGAAAGAAUUUGAACAAGGAAAGAUCCAGCUCUUAAUCAGCACAGAUGCCACGGCUCGUGGAAUCGACAUUGGAGGAGUGAAAUAUGUAAUCAGCUACGAUGCCCCUCAAUUUAUCAGGACCUAUGUUCACCGGGUGGGCAGAACAGCUCGAGCUGGGAAAGCUGGCCUGGCCUUCACCAUGCUGCUGAAAGUGCAGGAACGGAAAUUCCUGAAAAUGCUGAAAGAAGGUGGCCUUCCUGAGUUGGAACAACAGUUGGUGAAGAGCGAGAACCUCAAGCCUCUCCUCCAGCAGUAUGAAGAAGCACUAGCUGAACUCCGGAAUGUUGUCAAGGAGGAGCAAGCCAUGAAGCGAUCCUGAACAGGGAAGGGAGCGGGUGCUGCAUUGUUCGUUGGUACAAAAAACAAACAAGGACUGAAGACCUCCUUAGUGACAAACUGGGCUGUGGCCUCAGGAAUGCACAGCAUUUGAAAACAGACGCCAUUACCAGCUCCCUGAAGAACCGAGAAACGAAAGAGGAACAUCUGCCCAAAACUUGAGCAGAGGGAGCUGCAAGCCCCCUUUGUUCAUUCCCGGUGGGACUUUAGCCCAGCCUGAUUGGGAGUUCUCUGAUUUCUCAGCCUCUUCCUGGGAGUGGACUGAUCCUGUUCAGCCUUCCAGGGAGAGGGCAGUUCCUUCAUUGUCUUAUCUUCUUAUCAUGGUCAGUGGUCCAGUUGUGCCUCCAGCAGUUGCUGCUGCUGAUCCACGUGAAACCCACUUUGAACAGAGGAAACGUUAUUUAAAUAAAAAAUCGACUUUGCUUCCCAGUGCAA